AUGGCUGCCUCAACAUUGCUAAGUGGAAAACGAACUAAGACUCAUACAGCCACUCCGACGCCAAGUGUAGGUGAACCAAUUACAGAAGAGGAAUUGAGAAAGAAAGAUGCAUCAAUUACAGUUGAGGAUGUUUUGAGGCUACGAAAACCAACGAAAGGUUAUCUAUGUGAAACAGAUGAAAAUAGUUAUAAAAUAGAUUUUGUUCGAUUUCGAAUACGUGAUAUGGCCAGUAAUCAUGUUCUAUUUGAGGUUGAAAGAUCGACAGAAGAUGGCGACAGUACCGAAGACGACUCAUCAUCAAGCCGUUUUGUUCAAUAUCAUUUUCCACCAACAUUUUUAAAAUUGAAACAAGUUGGUGCACAAGUUGAUUUUACUGUUGGUGACAAAGAAGUAAAGUCAUUUCAAAUGAUUGAACGUCAUUAUUUUCGAGACCAAUUGAUUAAAAGCUUUGAUUUUAAUUUUGGAUUUUGUAUGCCAAAUUCUCGAAAUUCCAUCGAACAUAUUUAUGAUUUACCAGAACUUAAGUCUGAUCAAAUGUUAGCAAAAUUUUCAAUCACCACCAUGGAUUAUGAUCUAUUGAAUAAAGCACAGUUGAGUUUUGAAUAUCUUCACACAAAUUCUACUACACAUACAUUUAUAUUUGGAGCAUUAGCUGAAUUAGUAGAUAAUUCAAGAGAUGCACAAGCACAAAACUUGAAAAUAUUUACAGUCAGAGAUCCACGAUUACGAGGUGGAUUUUAUUUGGCAUUUUUAGAUGAUGGAUGUGGUAUGCAUUAUGAAGAUGUAUUCAAUGUGAUUGUGUUUGGAAAAUCGAAUAAACGUAAUAUUGAUUCAAAUCAAAUUGGUCAAUAUGGAAAUGGUUUAAAAUCAGGUGCCAUGCGUAUUUCGAAUGAUUUUAUUUUAUUUACUAAAAAAGAUAAUAUCGGUACAUGUCUGUUUUUGUCACGUACAUUUCAUACUGAAGAAGAUUUACAUCAAGUGAUUGUCCCGAUGCCAUCGUUUAAUUUAAUAACAAAAGAACCAUUAUUACCAUCAAAUAAUGAAUACGAUCAAACAAGAUAUGAUACAGAAAUGAAAUUAAUUUAUAAAUAUUCGCCAUUUAAAACACGUGAGGAAUUAUUCAAACAAUUUGAACAAAUCAAAUCACCAACGGGUACAUUAAUUAUACUUUAUAAUAUGAAAUUGUUGGAUAAUGGUGAACCAGAAUUAGAUAUUAAAACAGACAAAUCAGAUAUUCUCAUUGAUUCAAGAGAUCUUCGAAGCAUAUCAGAUGAUCGUUAUAAUAUUCCAGCUGAACGUCGAUCAUUACGUGCCUAUGUGUCGAUAUUGUAUUAUGAGCCGCGUAUGAAAGUCUAUAUUCAAGAUAAAAAAGUGAUAACAAAAAAAUUAGCGUGUUCAUUGUAUAAACCGAGAAUGUACAAAUUUAUGUCAAAUCGAUUUAAAAAGCGAAGUGAAGAAGAAGCGAAAAAAGCUCAAGAAGACUGUUUAGCUAUUGAAGAUCGAGCAAGAGAAGCUGAAAGUAAAGCAUUGGAUUUAGCACAACGUAUUGGUAACAGUUCAGAUUCAUCAGAUCGUCUAACAUUGAGAAAAGCACAAAUGGCUGCUAGUCAAUUAAAAAAUACGUUAGAUAUUAAAAAACGUCUAUUAGAAAGAAAACAACGUGAAAUUAAAGAUCCAAAAGUAUUAAACUAUAUAUUUGGUUUAAAUGUACAAGAACGUUCAGCUGACGGUGUAUUUGUUUAUAAUUGUGGUCGUUUAAUUAAAAUGUAUGAAAGAGUUGGAAUUUUGAAUAGCAAAGCAUUAUUUUGUCGUGGUGUUGUUGGUGUUGUCGAUGUUCCAUAUAUUGUUCUUGAGCCGACCCAUAAUAAACAAAGUUUUGCAGAUGAAAAAGAGUAUGCUUAUUUAUUGAAAAUAAUGGGUGAUUAUAUGAAACAAUAUUGGGAUGAUACCGGAAUCGAAAAUUAUGUACUCGAAUUUUGGGAAUCAUUUGGUUAUACAAAAGAAGCUGGUUUAGAUACAUCACCAUCAAAUGAAGCUAUAUAUACUCAACGGCGUUUAAGUGCUGUUGGAGUAUUACUACAAUGCGAUAAAUGUUUAAAAUGGCGUCGUUUACCAUUUGGAUCACCUCCAACGGCACAUCCAGAUACUUGGACGUGUUCACAAAAUCCAAAUGUUGAACAGAAUAGCUGUGAUAUACCAGAAAAACAAGAUAUUUUAUCUGAAGGUGUACUUAAAAAACCGACAACAUCAUCUACACCAUCACUACCGUCGUCGAAUAAUGAUGCAUCAAAGUCAAAACGUGUCUCCUCGACCAAUGGUGAUCUUGUUUCAUCUUCAACAUCUCCAAAUGACAAAGAGAAAACGUCAGUAUCAUCUAUUCCUUCAAAAUCGAUAUUACCUCUACAAGAAACAUCUACAAUGUCAAGACGAUCGAUAACAUCUGCUACACAACCGGUUGUAAAUAAUAAUACUAAAUCUACACCAUCAGUGCCUAAGAUGGCCAGCUCUUCGUUGAAUACUCGUCAAUCAUUAGUUCAACAACAAUCAAAAUCUAGUAACGGUUCAAUCAAACGACCGUUGAAAGCGUCUAUUUCACCGCGAACAUCUUCGACACAUUUGGCACAUACAAAAAAACGUCGUACAAUAACAAAACAACGAUCAUCUUUGACCGAUAAUAGUAAACAUAAUCAAAGUUCCGAAGAAGAAGCAGAAGAAGAAGAAGAAGGAGCAGAAGAAGAAGAAGAAGAAGACGAAGAUGAAAAAACGGAAGAAGAGGCAGAUCAUGAAAAUAAAAAAUCGAGAGGGAAGACAAUAUCCAUAAAACGUGUUAGUACAAAUGGAAAAUCAGCAGUAAGACGAUCAAAUCAAUCAAUUAUAGCUAAUCGUUCUUGGGCUGGAGUGAAUACUUCGUUAUCAACAUCAAAUGAUGUAACAUCUUCUACUCAAACCAGUUAUAAUAAUGAUGAUUCAGAUUCAACUCAAUCGUCUCAACCGUCUCAACGUCUACCACCACGUGUUAAUGAUCGAAUAACAGCGAUGUAUCAAGCUCAGAAAUGUCCCGGUAUCGUUCUAACUGUUAAUAAUAAUGCGAAAAAAUUUAAAGUGAGAUUUGAUGCUUAUGCCACAGCAGACUUUGAUCGAUGGUAUACAUUUGCUUCUCCUGAAUGGUCAUAUGAACAUCAACUAUCAAUAAUAGCAACACCUACACCAACAAAUAAUGAACAAUUAGUGACAAAUGGAACAUCACAAAAUGAUAAUAAUCAUGAUCAAAAUUCAGAACAGAAUAAUUUCAUGUCAGCAGACUUAACAGAUGAAUCAACAAUGACAAAAGCAAUGAAUAAAUUUAAAUCUUUAAUUAAAUUUAUGUUACCACCAGAUUGGCUACUGAAACGAGAUGAAGUAACCAGACUCGAUCUUCAAGGUCUAGCUGAUUUUCCAUGCGAACAAUUCAUGCAAUCAUAUCGAGAAAAAAUGACACGUAUUGUUGAACAAAGAAAAACAGAUGAAGCAAAAUGGCGUAGUGUUUUAGAUGCAGUUAAAAUGCAAGUGAUAACCAUUAUGAAUUCAGAUGGAGUGAUAAUUGAAAAAGAAUGCACAAUCGAUGAUUUUCAGUCAAAAUUGAAUGAGUAUGUCGAACAUAGACAACAACAAAAGAAAUCAUCUUCAAAUCAAAAUUAA
Messenger RNA from Didymodactylos carnosus, 3678 nucleotides. The record is from the annotation of a GenBank genome assembly. NCBI's taxonomy places the organism in Eukaryota, Metazoa, Rotifera, Eurotatoria, Philodinida, Philodinidae.